AAGAGCCCCAACCCUAUCAUCACACACACCUCUCUCUCAUCUCUAUAUCUCUCUCUCUCUCUCUAAGAGACAGACAGACAUAGAUAUAUCUUAGAUUUUUCCCAGGGGAAAAAAGUGAGUUCAUCUUUUCAGAUCUUACAAACACUUUGCUUUUAUAAACUGAUGUACCACAAAUCAUUACUAGUACUAUCUUAAUUAUCUUUACAAUUUUUUUAUCUAGCAUAGCCAAAAAGAAAGAGCUUGCACAUAUGGAGAGAUCAAACAGCAUAGAGUUGAGGAACAGCUUCUAUGGCCGUGCAAGAACUUCACCAUGGAGCUAUGGAGAUUAUGAUAAUUGCCAACAGGAUCAUGAUUAUCUUCUAGGGUUUUCAUGGCCACCAAGAUCCUACACUUGCAGCUUCUGCAAAAGGGAAUUCAGAUCGGCUCAAGCACUUGGUGGCCACAUGAAUGUUCACAGAAGAGACAGAGCAAGACUCAGAUUACAACAGUCUCCAUCAUCAUCUUCAACACCUUCUCCUCCUUACCCUAACCCUAAUUACUCUUACUCAACCAUGGCAAACUCUCCUCCUCCUCAUCAUUCUCCUCUAACCCUAUUUCCAACCCUUUCUCCUCCAUCCUCACCAAGAUAUAGGGCAGGUUUGAUCCGUUCCUUGAGCCCCAAGUCAAAACAUACACCAGAAAACGCUUGUAAGACUAAGAAAUCAUCUCUUUUAGUGGAGGCUGGAGAGGCUACAAGGUUCACCAGUAAAGAUGCUUGCAAGAUCCUGAGGAAUGAUGAAAUCAUCAGCUUGGAGCUUGAGAUUGGUUUGAUUAACGAAUCAGAGCAAGAUCUGGAUCUAGAACUCCGUUUGGGUUUCGCUUAAUUAGAUGGUAAUAACUUUAUCCAUAAAGGAUUCGAAGUUCACAAUUCUAGAAGAUAUGAUGCUUCUCUAAGGUUAAUUAGUUUCAUCCAUAUGAAAUUCUCUAAGCUUGCUAUUUAGUAGAACGUUAUAGUUGAUUAUAUGAUUAUAGUAUAAGCUAUAAGCUUGCGUUAGAUGUUAUAUAAUAUGUAUGCGCUUGUUACCGUUUUAUGUAUGACAAUGGAUACAAUUUUGUCUCCUUAAUUAUUGUUUAUCUC
Molecule: messenger RNA, 1117 nt
Organism: Arabidopsis thaliana (thale cress)
Lineage: Eukaryota; Viridiplantae; Streptophyta; Magnoliopsida; Brassicales; Brassicaceae
Gene: SUP
Product: C2H2 and C2HC zinc fingers superfamily protein
Exons: 1
Coding region: 249-863 (204 amino acids)
Biological process (GO): regulation of DNA-templated transcription
Cellular component (GO): nucleus
Source: RefSeq, marked reviewed